Molecule: messenger RNA, 1023 nt
Organism: Physella acuta
Lineage: Eukaryota; Metazoa; Mollusca; Gastropoda; Physidae
Source: RefSeq, a predicted model, not a curated record
AUGUUAAAAGCUAUUCUAUUUCUUCUUGUAUUCGUAAGUGCUCUUGUUUCAGCAUCUGCUAUUCAUAUCGAAGCCACCCCCAGCAAUGUAGUUGUUGGUGUAACAAGAUAUCUCGAUGUGAAAUGUUCAAUAACAAGGGGAGACGAAUCCAGCAUGGAAGGUCUAAUCUCUUUAAUUAUCACGAGAUCAACAAACCCACAGGGCACGUCUUUCAAAGACCUGGCGUCACUGUCAAUGUUUACACCAGAAGUCCAGAUAAAGGAGGUAUCAGAGAUUAACAUAACAGCUUCUGGCAAAAUUGACAACAACGGGGAGUCAUACAUCAAACUACUUUGGGAAUACCCGGACGCAAAAAAGUCUGGUGUAUAUCAGUGCGAAGCCCACGGCGUAGACCACACAGGACAUCCUGUUUAUGUCAACUUGACAACAUUUGUUUCAUCAACACACCCUGAUAUUGAAACUUUAUCCGGACAAAUCCAGACAUUGACGUCUCUGAUUGAGCAUCUUACCGAUAAAUUGGACAAUCUGACCAGAGAGGAAACUAAAUUAAAGUCGCGAGUCGACUCAUGGAGCCAACGGCUAGAGAUGGCAAGAAAAAAUCUGUAUAAAAUUUCACCAGUCUUCAACGGGAGGCGAUAUUUGCUUUCUAGAAAAUAUAACUCACUUGUGAUUGAUGAUUCAGCUGCUGAUUGUAACAUAUUUGGUGGCUAUUUGGCUGAAAUAGAUUCUGAAGCUGAACACAAUUUUAUCAAAGAACAUCUGCUAAACAAUGUAAAUGACAUGUAUGCUAUGAUUGGUGCUACUGAUGAGGGUCAUGAAAACGUUUGGAUAAACAGACACAGUCAAACUGCUGUCACUUAUUUCAGGUGGUAUCCAGGUGGUCCAGAUAGCGGAAAUUUACAAAACUGUUUAUGUUUAAACUCAACUGCUUGGUUAAUGAAUGAUUUGCAAUGUUCUUUUACAACAAACGAUUUCUUAUAUGGUUAUAUAUGUGAGGUCCCAGAAGAUACUUAUGAGAUUUAA